Messenger RNA from Syngnathoides biaculeatus (alligator pipefish), 1170 nucleotides. RefSeq names its product LIM homeobox 4 (gene lhx4). The record is from RefSeq and is a predicted model, not a curated record. NCBI's taxonomy places the organism in Eukaryota, Metazoa, Chordata, Actinopteri, Syngnathiformes, Syngnathidae. Bases 1 to 1170 code for a protein of 389 amino acids. Gene Ontology annotation, cellular component: nucleus. The transcript is spliced from 6 exons. Gene Ontology annotation, molecular function: RNA polymerase II transcription regulatory region sequence-specific DNA binding; DNA-binding transcription factor activity, RNA polymerase II-specific. Gene Ontology annotation, biological process: regulation of transcription by RNA polymerase II; neuron differentiation.
AUGAUGCAAAGUGCGGCGGUCCUCCCCACAGAGAGUCCCGUGAAGAGUUUACCGGACAUCCUGGGAGUGCCACUGCAACAGAUUCCUCAGUGCGCGGGCUGCAGUCAGCACAUCGUGGACAAGUUCAUCCUGAAGGUCCUGGACCGGCACUGGCACUCCAAGUGCCUCAAGUGCGCCGACUGCCACACGCCGCUGGCCGACAAGUGCUUCUCCAGGGCCGGCAGCGUCUACUGCAAGGAGGAUUUCUUCAAGCGGUUCGGGACAAAAUGCGCAUCCUGCCAGCAGGGGAUCCCUCCGACGCAGGUGGUGCGGAAGGCGCAGGACUUUGUGUACCACCUGCACUGCUUCGCGUGCAUCAUGUGCAGCAGGCAGCUGGCCACGGGGGACGAGUUCUAUCUCAUGGAGGACGGGCGGCUGGUGUGCAAGGUGGACUACGAGACGGCCAAGCAGAACGAUGAUUCCGAGGCGGGGACCAAGCGACCGAGGACCACCAUCACGGCCAAGCAGCUGGAGACCCUCAAAAGUGCCUACAAGAACUCCCCCAAGCCGGCGCGACACGUCAGGGAGCAGCUUUCCUCCGAGACGGGCCUGGACAUGAGAGUGGUGCAGGUUUGGUUCCAGAACCGCCGGGCGAAGGAAAAGCGUCUAAAAAAAGAUGCGGGUCGCCAUCGUUGGACUCAAUUUUACAAAAGUGUUAAACGCAGCCGAGGAGGGUCAAAGGUCGAGAAGGAGAGCUCGGCGGACGACGCGGGGCUCAGCGACAGCGAGCUGAGCUUCAGAGACGAGCAGGUGCUCUCGGACCUGGGCCACGGCAACGGGCUCUACGGGAGCGUCGGCGACGUGACCGGCGGCGCGGUGCUGAACGGCGGCUUCUCGGUGGACCCGGCGGGCCAGCCGUACCACGACAUCCGCGCCGGAAGCCCCUACGGCCUGCCGCAGUCGCCCUCGUCCAUCGCCUCCCUGCCCGGCCACACCCCCCUGCUCAACAACCUGGCCUUCACCAUGGACGCCCUGGGGGCGCAGGGCGGGCCGGGCGGCGUGGGCCAGGCUCUGAGGGCCAUGGUGGGCGGACCCACCUCAGACCUCUCCACGGGCAGCAGUACGGGCUACCCCGACUUCCCCACCAGCCCUGCGUCCUGGCUGGAUGAGAUGGACCAGUCUCAGUUCUGA